Macaca mulatta (Rhesus monkey) is the source of this 7129-nucleotide messenger RNA. RefSeq names its product dermatan sulfate epimerase (gene DSE). Gene Ontology annotation, molecular function: chondroitin-glucuronate 5-epimerase activity. Lineage: Eukaryota; Metazoa; Chordata; Mammalia; Primates; Cercopithecidae. The record is from RefSeq and is a predicted model, not a curated record.
GGCUCUGGUGACGUUGCGGUUUCCUCCCCCCUCCAGCGGAGCCUCAGCGCCCGCCGCGUCCCUCCCUCCGCCCCUUUCGCCCACACCUACCCGCCCGCGCCGGCCCGGCUCUCAGUAGCGCCGCCCGAGGCUACAGCAGCGCAUCCCGGGGCGCGGCGCCCACCAGCACCCAUGGCGCGGCGGUGGCGCGGAAGGCUCGGUUCGGAAAGGGCCGGGAGCCCGGGCGCCCUGGUGUGAGGAGGGCCAGGAGCUGGCUCUGGAGGCUGCGGAGGCGACGCCGGAAAGAACGAAGCCUCGGCGGGGAGCGGAUCUUUCGAAGAUGGUUUGGCUGCCUUGGAGAUUUGGAGAUCUGAUGCCACGAUGAGGACUCACACACGGGGGGCUCCCAGUGUGUUUUUCAUAUAUUUGCUUCGCUUUGUGUCAGCCUACAUCACCGACGAGAACCCAGAAGUCAUGAUUCCCUUCACCAAUGCCAACUAUGACAGCCAUCCCAUGCUGUACUUCUCCAGGGCAGAAGUGGCGGAGCUGCAGCGCAGGGCUGCCAGCUCGCACGAGCACAUUGCAGCCCGCCUCACGGAGGCUGUGCACACAAUGCUGUCCAGCCCCUUGGAAUACCUCCCUCCCUGGGAUCCCAAGGACUACAGUGCCCGCUGGAAUGAAAUUUAUGGAAACAACUUAGGUGCCUUGGCAAUGUUUUGUGUGCUGUAUCCUGAGAACAUUGAAGCCCGAGACAUGGCCAAAGACUACAUGGAGAGGAUGGCAGCGCAGCCUAGUUGGUUGGUGAAAGAUGCUCCUUGGGAUGAGGUCCCGCUCGCUCACUCCCUGGUUGGUUUUGCCACUGCUUAUGACUUCUUGUACAACUACCUGAGCAAGACACAACAGGAGAAGUUUCUUGAAGUGAUUGCCAAUGCCUCAGGGUAUAUGUAUGAAACUUCAUACAGGAGAGGAUGGGGAUUUCAAUACCUGCACAAUCAUCAGCCCACCAACUGCAUGGCUUUGCUCACAGGAAGCCUAGUCCUGAUGAAUCAAGGAUAUCUUCAAGAAGCCUACUUAUGGACCAAACAAGUUCUGACCAUCAUGGAGAAAUCUCUGAUCUUGCUCAGGGAGGUGACGGAUGGCUCCCUCUAUGAAGGAGUUGCAUAUGGCAGCUACACCACUAGAUCACUCUUCCAAUACAUGUUUCUCGUCCAGAGGCACUUCAACAUCAACCACUUUGGCCAUCCGUGGCUUAAACAACACUUCGCAUUUAUGUAUAGAACCAUCCUGCCAGGGUUUCAAAGGACUGUGGCUAUUGCGGACUCAAAUUACAACUGGUUUUAUGGUCCAGAAAGCCAGUUAGUGUUCCUUGAUAAAUUUGUCAUGCGUAAUGGCAGUGGUAACUGGCUAGCUGACCAAAUCAGAAGGAACCGUGCGGUGGAAGGUCCAGGAACACCGUCCAAAGGGCAGCGCUGGUGCACUCUGCACACGGAAUUUCUCUGGUAUGAUGCCAGCUUGAAAUCGGUUCCUCCUCCAGACUUUGGCACCCCUACACUGCAUUAUUUUGAAGACUGGGGUGUCGUGACUUAUGGAAGUGCACUACCUGCAGAAAUCAAUAGAUCUUUCCUUUCCUUCAAGUCUGGAAAACUGGGAGGACGUGCAAUAUAUGACAUUGUCCACAGAAACAAAUACAAAGAUUGGAUCAAAGGAUGGAGAAAUUUUAAUGCAGGGCAUGAACAUCCUGAUCAAAACUCAUUUACUUUUGCUCCCAAUGGUGUGCCUUUCAUUACUGAGGCUCUGUACGGGCCAAAGUACACCUUCUUCAACAAUGUUUUGAUGUUUUCCCCAGCUGUGUCAAAGAGCUGCUUUUCUCCCUGGGAGGGUCAGGUCACAGAAGACUGCUCAUCAAAAUGGUCUAAAUACAAGCAUGACCUGGCAGCUAGUUGUCAGGGGAGAGUGGUUGCAGCAGAGGAGAAAAAUGGGGUGGUUUUCAUCCGAGGAGAAGGUGUGGGAGCUUACAACCCCCAGCUCAACCUGAAGAAUGUUCAGAGGAAUCUCAUCCUCCUACAUCCACAGCUGCUUCUCCUUGUAGACCAAAUACACCUGGGAGAGGAGAGUCCCCUGGAGACAGCAGCAAGCUUCUUCCACAAUGUGGAUGUUCCUUUUGAGGAGACUGUGGUAGAUGGUGUCCAUGGGGCUUUCAUCAGGCAGAGAGAUGGUCUCUAUAAAAUGUACUGGAUGGACGAUACUGGCUACAGCGAGAAAGCAACCUUUGCCUCAGUGACAUAUCCUCGGGGCUAUCCCUACAAUGGGACAAACUAUGUGAAUGUCACCAUGCACCUCCGAAGUCCCAUCACCAGGGCAGCUUACCUCUUCAUAGGGCCAUCUAUAGAUGUUCAGAGCUUCACUAUCCACGGAGACUCUCAGCAACUGGAUGUGUUCGUAGCCACCAGCAAACAUGCCUACGCAACGUACCUGUGGACAGGUGAGGCCACAGGACAGUCUGCCUUUGCACAGGUCAUUGCUGAUCGUCACAAAAUUCUGUUUGACCGGAAUUCAGCCAUCAAGAGCAGCAUUGUCCCUGAGGUGAAGGACUAUGCUGCUAUUGUGGAACAGAACCUGCAGCAUUUUAAGCCAGUGUUUCAGCUGCUGGAGAAGCAGAUACUGUCCCGAGUCCGGAACACAGCUAGCUUUAGGAAGACUGCUGAGCGCCUGCUGAGAUUUUCAGAUAAGAGACAGACUGAGGAGGCCAUUGACAGGAUUUUUGCCAUAUCACAGCAACAGCAGCAGCAAAGCAAGUCAAAGAAAAACCGAAGGGCAGGCAAGCGCUAUAAAUUUGUGGAUGCUGUCCCUGAUAUUUUUGCACAGAUUGAAGUCAAUGAGAAAAAGAUUAGACAGAAAGCUCAGAUUUUGGCACAGAAAGAACUACCCAUAGAUGAAGAUGAAGAAAUGAAAGACCUUUUAGAUUUUGCAGAUGUAACAUAUGAAAAACAUAAAAAUGGGGGCUUGAUGAAAGGCCGGUUUGGACAGGCACGGAUGAUGACAACUACUCACAGCAGGGCCCCAUCACUGUCUGCUUCCUAUACCAGAUUGUUCUUGAUCCUGAACAUUGCUAUUUUCUUUGUCAUGUUGGCAAUGCAACUGACUUAUUUCCAGAGGGCCCAGAGCCUACAUGGCCAAAGAUGUCUGUAUGCAGUUCUUCUAAUAGAUAGCUGUAUUUUAUUGUGGUUGUACUCUUCUUGUUCCCAAUCACAGUGUUAGCACUGAAGAUAUAAAUUACCUGGUCAUUUUGUGAUCACAAGAAGCUAUACAAAAUAAAAUGUCUUUACCCCAGAUUAUCAGAUUUUUUUCCCCUUAGAUUCAUUUUAACAAAUUAAGGGAAGAUAUUUUGACACAAAAAAGCAGGAACAUGGAGAAAUUGGAGCAGGCAAAGAAUUUAUCAAAGCAGUAGAAAUAGCUUGGUGGUCCUAUGGUGUUUCUGGAAGUGUUUGUCAUUGCUAAUUGAGCAAUCCAUGUAGGACUACUUUUAGAAGAAACAAAAAGUCUGUUUUUUAAAGUAAUGUUUUUUCUUAUGAGAAAAAGGUUUAGAUAGAAUUGGGUUUUAUUAAUAUUAAUUUAAUGCUAUUAGCAAUUUCCUUAUACUAUAUUAUGGAAAAGACUGAAGAAUACAAUUCUGAGAAAUAUAAAAAAUUUUAAUGGUACAGUCAUGUUGAAAGAUAAAUGUUGCUAAGUCCUGGUAUGAUGGUGUCAGCUUCCUUGGGGAAGUACUUCUUGAGUUACGUAACUAAUAGGAUCUUUUACUACAGGUCUGGAUGGCUAUUCAGAUAAUAUAGCAAAAAAUGAUAGCAGAAGAUCAUUAAAAACUUAAAAUAUAUUUUAUUAGAAAACAUUUAUCUGAAUGAAUAUUUCCUUGAUGCUGGUCUCUGCACACAUAUAAUUGGUUACUUGUAUGCAUUCAUUGGUGGUUCAAUAAGUAAAAUGAUUACAGAUAAUACUGUAUUUUCCUUAUAUGGAAAACUGUUGUACACCCAAUGACUAAACCUUUCAAAAUAAAAUAUUUUCUAUUAUGAAUGUUGAUUUUCAUACCAAAGAAGAUGGAGAAUCUAAAACUUGGAUAUGAUUCUUAUGUUUUUUUAAUAGGAAAACUUUUUCAAGUUUAUUUUGCUAAAUAAACAUCAUAAUUGUGAAUUUUCUCUAGUGUUUUUCUUCUCUGUUCCAUUAUAUUCAAAAUGCAUUAACAUUUUCCAAAAUUUUUGAAGAGAGAUCUUUAUUUGGAUGUAUAUUCAUUAAAUGUAUAAAAUAGUAUUUGAAUCAAAAGAAGUAUUUUCUCUGCUUAUUAACCUUAAUUGUUGUUUAAACACAUUUUAAAUAUUUAAAACAAUAGCCAACUUCUGAUAUUUAAGUGGCACCCAACUUUCAAAAGCAUAAAAUUUUCAAUCAGCUCCUCAGAAGGUAACAGCAGCAUACAAUACUAGAAAAAUAAUCCAUAGUUUCCAUUUGAGCAUAAGAAAAUGAUAUACUUAAAAGGAACUUAAUAAAUUAUCAUACAUUCAGCAUAUAUGAGUCAUAUAUUUCUCCUUUGAAACAGAAAAUAUGUUCAGCUCAAAUUUUACAGUAAGGACACACUCACUGAUUUAUAGGUGUAAAGUAACAACAGUAACCUUUCCUCUUAUUUGCACUUUUAGUUCACAGCCAUACCAGUAUGUAACCAAAAGACAAGUUGGAGAAACUUAUAAGUACCUUUCUGCAGUUCUAAUUUUGAACCUUCUUGCAUAAAGAAAACACAAGUUUGACUUUUAACUGUGCUUCACUUAUUAUGCUUGGAAUCCAGAAAACGACUUCUGAGGAAGUAAUUUUUUUCCCCUCUCAUGGAAAGUCUCUAGGGAGGAUGUCAUUACACACUGUUUAAAAGAAUAAUGUUUUCAAAAGAAUAAUGCUUCCGUUUGUCCUGCAUGGAUGCUCUUACUAGGAUUUAAACUUGCUUUAUGUGACAGAUUCUCCGUUUACUUAACCUCACUCAACAUUCCUCUCUUUUACUCUUUCUCACUCAAAAGGAUGAACUGUGUGAAAUGAUCAAAAGGAAAUUUUGAAAGAAACAAAAAAAGGAAAAUUACUCUUUGAGGUUACCAAGCAAACCUGAUCUCAGAUCCAAACUGAGACAUACUUUCUAACAGAGAUGAAAAGUGCAAGUGAGUGCCAAACUCGCUUUUCUUUUGUUUUCAUUAGGUUAAGGCUAGACAAUACAUUAGUCACCACAGCAUGAUCCAGUCUAACAUAUUAGUUCAUUUUAAAGUAGUUUUUUAAAGAUAUGCAUCUUUAAAACAAAAUGAAUUAAAAUUAUGUGGUUUUUUUUCUUCUAAUGAACCUGGUAUUUAUUUCCUUAAAGAGAAAUUUCCUCAGGCAGUGACUUAAGUGGUUAAGUGGGGAAAAAAUGCUGAAAUAAAUCACAGCUCUUCAUAAUGAAACAUGUUUUUUAUCAGGGAUAGUGCAUAUUUGAGUAAAACUAGGCAACUUUUUGUAACUUGAAAACCAAGCAAUGUUGAAUCUGCCUUGAAACUGAGUAAUCAAUUAUGGAAUCUGUUUCAGUGCUGCUCACUAUGACAGGAGUGUUUCAAGUUCAUUGGAUAAUGUGUGAGCUGUUGUUCAGGGGAUUGGCAGGACUCUUGGUCCUAGCCUUAAAGAAAAUUUGAGAAUCACUAGCAUACAGAGCUUGUCAGUGCAGUAAAAGUGGUAUAUUCCUGGGAAGCUGAGGUGGGAAUAUUGCCUGAGCCUAGGAGUUCUAUGCUGCAGUGAGCCAUGACUGUGCCACUGCACUCCAGCCUUAGAGACAGAGUGAGAACCUGUCUUUUCUUUUUUUAAGUAUAUUUCCUUGUUUGUAACUGAUUAGCUUAUUUCAGUUGAUGGUAGAUGAGAUCUAUGAUGGUAGAUGAGACCCAGAAUCUUCAGAGAGAACAUUCUUUUGAGAACAUUGUUUUUAUUGUCAAAGUCAGGUAGAAGGCCGUGUUCUGGAACUAUUUUAAUUAUUAAAAUAUAUCACCUAAGAUAAUGAAUUCUUCCACAAAUAUUUUAGUCAUAGUUUUUAGUACCACAUAUUCUAAGGUUAUCAGAAAAUAUGUCUUAACAGAAUGUUUUGCAUACUGAAUAAUUUGUUUUUGAGAAGGAAAAUUUACAUUUGACUUACUCAGUUCUUAAAAAAUUAUUUUUAUUUCUAGAGACAGGGUCUGUCUCCAUCACCCAGGCUGAAGUGUAGUGGCGCGAUCAUAGCGCACUGCAGCCACAAACUUCCUAUCUCAAGCGAUUCUGCCUCAGCCUUCCAAAGUGCUCGGAUUAGAGGCAUAAGUCAUAACACCCAGCCAAGUUAAAAAAAAACUUUUGGUAGUUCACAAACCACUCACAAAAGAAUCUGAAGUUUCUCCAAGUAUUAAGAGAAAGCAAGCUGUGAAGUGCUAUAUGUGUAAGCUUAAAAGUAAAUUCGUGUGAUUUCUUACAAAUAUAAAACAAGAUUAAAAUGAAUAUAGUCAUGGGUAUGAGGAGCAUGUAAUUUAUCUUCUAAGUGGAGGCACAUUUGAGAGUUAAAGGAAGAGCAAUUAAUUGUUAUUCGAGGACAACAGAUAUAAACCGAGAUUAUACUAGGUGAACUGGGACAUACGGUCAUCUUUGUCAUAGCUUAAUUUGGGGAAAAAGGAGUUAGGGAAGUCUGUCAAGGUCUAACUCAAAGUUUGGUGCUUUUUAAGCAAGUUUAAGGAACUUGAGAUGACCUGAUUGAGACCCCUAAAUCUACAGAUGAGGAAAGCAAGGCUCAAGCAGGGGGAGCCUGAUCCUUUCCCUGUUCCCUGUAUAUUCCCUGUCUGUGGCAAAGCCCAUUGGCUUGAUUCUCUUCUCUUUAGCUUCAUGUUAAAUAGUUUCUUUCUGCAGUUUAUUUAAUUUACUGACCAAAUGACGUAUUUUUUUUCAGCAAUGUUUCAGCUAGAUAUUUGCUUUAUGCAUGUAAUGUCAAUGAAGUACUCAUAAGUUUUCAAGAAAUGACUGUGAUAAAUCAUACGUUCCACUACAUAGUCUAAAUAUUUAGUUUUUGUCAUCUAUUUUAAUAUGUUCAAAUUCUGUUCAACAAGACAUGUAGUCACUAUGUAAAGAAUAAAAAUAGACAAAGUUG